AUGCAGCUCGAUUGGUUCCACUGGAACCUCUCCCUCGCCUGGAUCGCCGUCAUGACCGAACUCAUCAUCGGCACCAUCCCCCGCGAACCCCCCAUCCGCCUCCUCACCAUGCCCGUCCCCAGCAUGGUCUUCGCCUUCCGCCUCGAGCUCGUCCUCGUCGACGCCCUCCGCCUCCUUGGCAUCCCCUCCCCCGUGCGCAUCUCCUCCGUCACCCGCGGCGCCCCGCUGCGUCCUGGCGUCUACAGUUUCAUCGAGGACGUGUGCGCCGUCGAUGGCUCGGGUGGCACGGAGUUCCGCCAGCGACUGAAUCUGCGGAAUGCGGCGUAUGUUAUUGGGUGGACGGUGCCGUUUGGGUGGGCGGCGGUGUGGACGCUGGUUACGACGAAGUGGGUGCAGAAGAGUCUGGAGGUUGAGAAUAAGGUGUGGAGAGAGGAGAAGGAGCAUCGGCGUUUGGGUGGUGUAUGA
Messenger RNA from Pseudogymnoascus destructans, 465 nucleotides. RefSeq lists its product as uncharacterized. Bases 1 to 465 code for a protein of 154 amino acids. The transcript is spliced from 3 exons. NCBI's taxonomy places the organism in Eukaryota, Fungi, Ascomycota, Leotiomycetes, Thelebolales, Thelebolaceae. The record is from RefSeq and is a predicted model, not a curated record.